Galeopterus variegatus (Sunda flying lemur) is the source of this 5580-nucleotide messenger RNA. It is a transcript of the gene SMC2, whose product is annotated as structural maintenance of chromosomes 2. Lineage: Eukaryota; Metazoa; Chordata; Mammalia; Dermoptera; Cynocephalidae. The transcript is spliced from 25 exons. The record is from RefSeq and is a predicted model, not a curated record. Gene Ontology annotation, cellular component: chromosome. Gene Ontology annotation, molecular function: protein binding; ATP hydrolysis activity; ATP binding. The coding region runs from base 300 to 3896 and encodes 1198 amino acids. Gene Ontology annotation, biological process: chromosome organization.
AGGCACUACUCGGGUGUACAACGAUGGACGUCGGCGGAGAUCUUACAGGAAGUUAUUACGAUGGGUUGGAUAGACAGAUACAUACUGUUUAGUGUCAGCUUUAAGUGCCAUGAGGAAAAAGAAAGCCGAGUGAGGGGAUGGGGAAAGGUGAUUUUUUCAUAAGGCUGUCAGGAGCCCUAUGGUGAGCCCCAGUAAGGUUUACGUUCCACUUACGUGUUGGUGUUUCUGUGUUGCACACAACUGGUUUGUGGCCUGUUUGAUUCCUAGCAGAGGUUUACCGGCCCAAGACAGUAUCAAAAAUGCAUAUUAAGUCAAUCGUUCUUGAGGGAUUCAAGUCCUAUGCUCAGAGGACUGAAGUCAAUGGUUUUGACCCCCUCUUCAAUGCUAUCACUGGUUUAAACGGUAGUGGGAAAUCCAACAUAUUGGACUCCAUCUGCUUUUUGCUGGGCAUCUCCAACUUGUCUCAGGUUCGGGCUUCUAAUUUACAAGAUUUAGUUUACAAAAAUGGGCAGGCUGGUAUUACCAAAGCCUCAGUGUCAAUCACAUUUGAUAAUUCUGACAAAAAACAAAGUCCUUUAGGAUUUGAAGUUCAUGAUGAAAUUACUGUAACAAGGCAGGUGGUUAUUGGUGGUAGAAAUAAGUAUUUAAUCAAUGGAGUAAAUGCAAACAACACCAGAGUACAGGAUCUCUUCUGUUCUGUUGGCCUUAAUGUUAACAACCCUCACUUUCUCAUCAUGCAGGGCCGAAUUACAAAAGUAUUGAAUAUGAAACCUCCAGAGAUUUUAUCCAUGAUAGAAGAAGCAGCUGGAACCAGGAUGUAUGAAUAUAAAAAAAUUGCUGCACAGAAAACUAUAGAAAAAAAGGAGGCUAAGCUGAAGGAAAUUAAGACGAUACUUGAAGAAGAGAUUACUCCAACCAUUCAAAAAUUAAAAGAGGAAAGGUCUUCCUACUUGGAGUACCAAAAAGUAAUGAGAGAAAUAGAACAUUUGAGUCGAUUAUAUAUUGCUUACCAGUUUUUGCUGGCUGAAAAUACCAAAGAACGUUCAGCUGAGGAGUUAAAAGAAAUGCAAGAUAAAGUUGUAAAGCUUCAAGAGGAAUUGUCUGAGAAUGAUAAAAAAAUAAAAGCACUUAAUCAUGAAAUAGAAGAAUUGGAAAAAAGUAAAGAUAAGGAAAUUGGAGGUAUACUCCGAUCUUUAGAAGAUGCUCUUGCAGAGGCUCAGCGAGUUAAUACUAAAUCUCAAAGUGCAUUUGAUCUCAAGAAGAAAAAUCUGGCAAGUGAAGAAAACAAACGCAAAGAGCUGGAAAAAAAUAUGGUUGAGGACUCUAAAACUUUAGCAGCAAAGGAAAAAGAAGUUAAAAAGAUAGCAGAUGGGCUGCAUGCCCUUCAAGAAGCAAGUAGUAAAGAUUCCGAAGCUUUUGCUGCUGCACAGCAGCACUUCAAUGCUGUUUCUGCAGGCCUGUCCAGUAAUGAAGAUGGAGCCGAAGCAACUCUUGCUGGUCAAAUGAUGGCCUGUAAAAAUGAUAUAAGUAAAGCUCAGACAGAAGCCAAACAGGCUCAGAUGAAGUUGAAACAUGCCCAACAGGAAUUAAAGAAUAAACAAGCAGAAGUUAAGAAGAUGGAUAGUGGCUACAGGAAGGAUAAAGAAGCUUUAGAAGCUGUAAAGAGACUUAAAGAAAAACUUGAAGUUGAAAUGAAAAAGUUAAAUUAUGAAGAAAAUAAGGAGGCAAGCCUUCUGGAAAAGCGCAGGCAGCUGUCUCGUGAUAUCAGUAGAUUGAAAGAAACAUAUGAAGCUCUCUUGGCCAGAUUUCCCAAUCUUCGAUUUGCAUACAAGGAUCCAGAGAAGAACUGGAAUAGAAAUUGUGUGAAGGGACUUGUAGCUUCUCUGAUUAGUGUGAAAGAUACUUCUGCAACCACAGCUUUAGAAUUGGUGGCUGGAGAACGACUCUACAAUGUUGUAGUAGACACAGAGGUUACUGGUAAAAAGCUACUGGAAAAAGGGGAAUUGAAGCGACGAUACACCAUAAUUCCACUCAAUAAAAUUUCAGCCAGAUGUAUUGCUCCAGAAACUCUGAAGGUUGCUCAGAAUCUUGUUGGCCCUAACAAUGUUCAUGUGGCUCUUUCCCUGGUUGAAUACAAACCAGAACUUCAGAAAGCAAUGGAAUUUGUCUUUGGAACAACAUUUGUUUGUGACAAUAUGGAUAAUGCCAAAAAAGUGGCCUUUGAUAAAAGGAUAAUGACUAGAACUGUAACUCUAGGAGGUGAUGUAUUUGAUCCUCAUGGGACAUUGAGUGGAGGUGCUCGAUCUCAGGCGGCUUCUAUUUUAACCAAGUUUCAAGAACUCAAAGAUGUUCAAGAUGAGCUGAGAAUCAAAGAGAAUGAACUACAGGCUUUAGAGGAGGAAUUGGCAGGUCUUAAAAACACUGCUGAAAAAUAUCGCCUGCUAAAACAGCAGUGGGAGAUGAAAACUGAGGAGGCAGAUUUAUUACAAACCAAGCUCCAGCAAAGCUCAUAUCACAAGCAACAAGAAGAAUUAGAUGCCCUUAAAAAAACUAUUGAGGAAAGUGAAGAGACCUUAAAAAACACUAAGGAGAUCCAAAAAAAAGCAGAAGAAAAAUAUGAAGUAUUGGAGAAUAAAAUGAAAAAUGCAGAAGCUGAAAGAGAGAGAGAGCUAAAGGAUGCUCAGAAAAAAUUGGAUUGUGCCAAAACAAAGGCAGAUGCAUCUAGCAAAAAAAUGAAAGAAAAACAGCAGGAAGUUGAAGCUAUCACUCUGGAGCUGGAAGAACUCAAGAAAGAGCAUGCAUCCUAUAAACAACAACUUGAAGCUGUAAAUGAAGCUAUCAAAUCCUAUGAAGGUCAAAUUGAAGUAAUGGCAGCAGAGGUGGCUAAAAAUAUGGAGUCAGUAAAUAAAGCUCAAGAAAAGGUGACCAAACAAAAAGAAGUGAUAACAACUCAAGACAGUGUAAUUAAAGCUAAAUAUGCAGAAGUGGCAAAACAUAAGGAGCAAAACAAUGAUUCUCAGCUUAAAAUUAAGGAAUUGGAGCACAACAUCAACAAGCAUAAACGGGAAACUGAAGAUAGUGCUGCAAAGGUAUCCAAAAUGUUGAAAGAUUAUGACUGGAUUAAUGCAGAGAAACACCUCUUUGGUCAACCCAAUAGUGCCUAUGAUUUCAAAACUAACAAUCCAAAAGAAGCUGGCCAGAGACUUCAGAAGCUGCAAGAAAUGAAGGAGAAACUAGGAAGAAAUGUCAAUAUGAGAGCUAUGAAUGUACUGACAGAAGCGGAAGAUCGGUAUAAUGACUUGAUGAAGAAGAAGAGAAUUGUAGAAAAUGACAAAUCCAAAAUCCUUACAACUAUAGAAGACCUUGACCAGAAGAAAAACCAAGCCCUAAAUAUUGCUUGGCAAAAGGUGAACAAGGACUUUGGAUCUAUCUUUUCUACUCUUUUGCCUGGUGCCAAUGCUAUGCUUGCACCACCAGAGGGGCAAACUGUUUUGAGUGGUCUUGAGUUCAAGGUUGCCUUAGGAAAUACCUGGAAAGAAAACCUAACUGAACUUAGUGGUGGUCAGAGAUCUUUAGUGGCUUUGUCAUUGAUACUGUCCAUGCUCCUCUUCAAACCUGCUCCAAUUUAUAUUCUUGAUGAGGUAGAUGCAGCUUUGGAUCUUUCUCAUACCCAGAAUAUUGGACAGAUGCUGCGAACUCAUUUCACACAUUCUCAGUUCAUUGUGGUGUCCCUAAAAGAAGGUAUGUUCAACAACGCAAAUGUUCUUUUCAAAACCAAGUUUGUGGAUGGUGUUUCUACAGUAGCCAGAUUUACUCAAUGUCAAAAUGGAAAGAUUUCAAAGGAAACAAAAUCCAAGGCAAAAGGACCUAAAGGAGGAGCACAUGUGGAAGUUUAAAGUGCAAAUUUGCUCCUUUACCCUGACCUGUUUUUUAAAGAUAAACUUUUAAGAACUUGGGAUCUAAUUUGUUUAUAUAAAAAAAAUUAAUGUUAUUUUGUUACCUAACCCUUAUUUUCUCUUCCUUUCUGUAAUCACAUAAAUAAGCUUUGAUUCUUCAUCUCUUAAUUAGUGUUAACUAUAAUCCAAUUACUGUGGUCGUGAUUUUAUGUGUAUCAUCAAAUGUUUUUUCUUACGCAAGUCUUUUAUAUAUUAGGGAACCUGAGAUACUUGGUUAAUGGUAAAUUCUGUAUGUUAAAGCAAAACUAGAAUGAAACAUGAAAUUAAAUUGUAGUAUAAAUAUAGCUGAUAGCUUUUAAUUAGUUUAGUUCCUGAGGUAAUAUUAAUGUAUUUUCUAUUGCUAAUAAAGUCAUUCAGGUAAGGAAGAAUUGCAAAGCAACUAACUGGACCAACAAUAAAGGGAACACAAAGAAAGCAAUUAUGUACAAACUAAGCUGUUUAAGGCUAGUUCCUUGACACAGUGCCAGAUCCCUGAUUUAGACUGAGGUGGGAAACAGACCUUGAAAGAUUUCUCAUUUUAGUGAUGUUUGGGUAUCAUGUUUCUAUAAUAAUUGGUCUCUACAACCUUAAGUUUUUUUAAAAGAUUUAGGAGUAUUUUAGUAGAAGCUUGGGAGGAGUUGUGUCUCAUGUUCUGUGCUGAAAGCUUAUCUGAGGUCUCCUAAUAUUUUCAGAAAUUUUUGUCAGCGUUUUUAUAAUCCAAUCAAUAACAACCUAUUAGUGAAUGAGAAUGUAGGAGGCAGCAGACUAAAUCAAAUUUAUCUUUUUCCUUGAGUCUGAUAAAUAUGUAAAUAAAUCGAUCCAUCUGUUCUACCAAAAUAAUUCACAAGUUUGAUGGUUAUUGUAAUUCUUAGUGUCUUCUGCUUUCUAGUUCAAAGGGGUGAAAUUCCUUUAGAACUUGAAAGAUGGAGCUAACAGACAACAUAAGAAUACUGUGUAUACUUCUUAGUAUCACUGGGUGUAUCACCAGAACAGUGCCUCCAAACUCUGAAUCCAAAAAGCUCUGACAUGGUGUAAUCUGAUCUUGGAUGUAUUAUUUUGGCCCCACAUAUCCUUGAGUCUUGGUUCCUUAGUGUUAUUAUACUUUCCCUGAUAUGUGCUCAUACUUUCUGACCCUUGGGUGACAUUUCUCAUCUUUCUUUCUGCCAACUUAUCUGAAAUGUCAGACAACACCCAAGUAAAUGAUAUUAUGAGACACAUUGGAAAGGAUUGAAUCUGGAAUUAGUUCUGUUCACUGUGGCAGGGGAAGGAGACAGAGCUGUAAAUGCUGUUGUAGAAAGUCCAGUAUAACAGAUAACAGAGACAGUGUUUGCCUAAGUAGUUGGAUCAGUUCCAAUGAAGUAUAAUACACCAGUCACCAAUAAAGUGUAGUAUACCAGUUUGACCACAAACUCGUCAAUACUAGUUAUUAAGCAUAAUAUUUCAGAUUUAAUAGCUAUAAAAAUGGUACUUUAUUGCUGCUUCAACUAGCAUUUUAAAAAUAAUUUGUGAGGUUGAAUAUUUUGCCAUAUGUGCUAAUUUUCUUUUAUCUGCUACAAAUGUUCUGCUUGUGUGCUUUCCACCUUUUUGCACUUUGAAAUUCUGCACUUUGAAAAUCCUCAAACAUACAUUAAAUUUUUGUGAGUAA